AUGCUGUUUUAUAUAGUAUUUUUCCUAUUUCUAGGUUAUGGAAGUGCAGAUUACAGUUUUACAUACAAUAUUAGUAAGUAUUCAUUAUUUUACAUAGAUAAAAGUCAAUUUAACAUGAUAGUUAUAACAAUUAAAGCUGUUCAACGUGUUUUAGGUUUUUGACACAAAGAAAGUUAAAGUUGUGUUUAUCGAAAGAUAGUACCUAAAAAUAAAAAUUUCGAUAUUAAUAUUGUUAUUUAGAGUAUCCACAACAACCGUAUAUGACAGUAAAAAUAGGUAAUGACGCAAGGGAUGUAAAGGUAUUACUGGACUUUGUCAGGCCGUAUUCUUUUGUGUUCGAUCAGAGUUGUGCUAUUAAAAAUUGUACAAUAAAUCGUCUGGGCUACUAUUACAACUCAAAGUAAGUUUUUGAAUUUAAAUUUGAGUUACUAUACUUAUUAACGUCAUUUUUCUAAUUUACCGUUUGACAUAGUACCUAAAAGUACAUUAAUUUAGCAUUACAGGCAUACCCACUGGACAACCUUUCAAAGAUGUAUAUGGAAAGUACAGUAGUUUUACGGGCCAGAUUUACAACGAUACGAUUACCAUUGGUGACGUAACAGUACCAGUCAAGUUGGGUGUGGUAAAUGGCAGUCAAUUCGCGAUAAAAUACGAAUAUGAUUGGGAUGGAGUUAUAGGAUUAGGUCUACAGGAUGUCGAUACUGGUAUUGUGAGAGAUAUUAUGGUACAGUUGGAAGAAAAGAAGAUUACUGUGCAACAAGGAUAUCAUUAUGUUAAUAAUGUAGGUCAUUUUUAGGUAUAAUUUUGAGGUUUUAGUUUAACUACAAAGAGCCUAAAAAGUCUGUUGGUACGAUAACAUUUGGAAAUAGCGACAAUCUUUUGUGCGGAGGGUUUCAGUACGUUAACACGACGUCUGAAAACAUGUGGAAAAUACUGACAGGGUAAGUUGUUUUGCACUUGUUUUUUGAACUUAAGUUAUUUUGAGACUAAUUUGCGGCAUUCAAUUGUGUCUAAAAAUGUGUAGUCAAUAUGUAACUAAAGUAUAAUAAUAUAUUUUACAGGGUGAACAUUGGCAAUUCACGUCUUUCUAACAAAGUUAUUACGUUUUUACCUGGUCAGUAUAGUCAAAUGCCAGAAGUGAUAUAUGACAUCUACUUUGGCAACACGACAACUACACAAAGAGAGUUCUAUGAUAUUACUUUUGAACUUGGAGGUACAACGUACAAGAUGACUAAAGAUGAUUAUUCUUGGUACGAUUAUACGGUAAGGAUAAGUUAGAUAUUGUAGAAUGUGCGAGUAAUAUAUGUGAACACCGUAUAGGAAUUGAGAUAUAAGAGGGGUUAAUAAUUUUUGUAUAGUACGUUGUUACCUAAUUUAAAGUUACAGUACUACAGCUUUCGUACGUAGUAUUUCAUAUAAAAGUUACAGAGAAACAAAUACGAUCCUCGAUUGAACAUAGCUUACAGCGAAUAUGGGUAUGAGUUUGGGUUUGGCAGCGACUUUCUUCAACAUUAUUGUGUUUCCUUUGUCGCUGUCGAUAAUUUCACCUAUUUUCAAAUUGGGCUAGCUGAAAAUAACAAUGCUUUUACUGUCUUUGGUCAAGUUACAAUUAUAAUAUUGUUUUUAAUUGUUUUACAAUGA
Bursaphelenchus okinawaensis is the source of this 1641-nucleotide messenger RNA. The record is from the annotation of a GenBank genome assembly. NCBI's taxonomy places the organism in Eukaryota, Metazoa, Nematoda, Chromadorea, Rhabditida, Aphelenchoididae.